AUGACCGACGUCCAGCAGGCCUACAAGCGAAAGCGAUCCCAAUCCCCUCCACCCUGGCGGCGGGGUGAUGACAGCAGACAGUAUCGAGAACGAGAUGCUCCCAGAGGAGGGCGAAACCAUGGCCAGCCUCAGCGAUGGUCCCACAAGGACCAAAUGAGAAUCAAUCAGAUGCAAGAAGAUGAGCGCAUGAGAGAGUGGGUUGCGCAAGAGGAUGAUUUCGUUCUCAAGCAGGCUAAGAAGAAGGCAGACAUCCGAGUCAAGGAAGGGCGAGCGAAACCCAUCGACUGGUUGGCAGUAACCCUCCGUGUGGUCGACCCUACCCGCAGUCCGUUGGAUGAUGAGGUUGAGGAGAAAGACCUGGACUUUGUGGACCCGGACAGCGUCUUUGACGGACUCUCUGAAAGCCAACUUUCCGAGCUGCGCCGGGAUAUUGAGACAUACAUGAAUCUGGAAAAAAACAGGAAGAAUAGGGACUAUUGGCAGACCAUGCAAAUCAUCUGCAAGGACCGGCAGAAGAAGCUACGUGCGUCAGGCCCGGAGGGAAGAGCAAUGAGCUCCGUGGCGUCCGACAUAGACAAGCUUUUGGGUCCCAAGUCAUACGAGCAGCUGGAGGUAUUGGAGGGACAAAUAAGAACCAAGCUGGACUCGGACGAGCCCAUAGAUACCGACUACUGGCAGCAGCUCUUGGAUAGCUUGCUUGUUUGGAAGGCAAAGGCAAAGCUCAAAAGAGUCUGUCAGGACGUUCUCGAGUCGCGCUUGAAGAAUCUGAAGCAGGAGAACGAGCAGAAAGCACUCUUGGUCCAGCAACAACUUCAGAAUGCUGGAGUCGAGCCCGCAGUCUCUCCUCAACACUCGAAGGAGGUGGAUCCAGACCCGUUGUUGGAGAUUCCGACAAAGGACAAAGGCCUGGAAGUCCAGGACGAGAAGACGUUUCUUCAAAAUGUGGCAGCAAGCAGAAGGAAAAUCGUGCAUAUGGGCUACGUGCCGGCCCCCAAAGCAGGUGCCAGUACGGCCUCGACGAUCUCGACCUCACUACAGCCUCGACCAACGGCGCAGCCAUCCAAAACCGUGGAUCCCACCAGUCGAUUUGACCGCUCGACAGAAGAUGUAUCCUCGACAACAAAAGCCCUCUUUGACCGCGAAGUCGCCAGAGGCGUCAACGAGAACGAGGAGAUUUUUGCCGGCGAGGAAGAGACGUCGUCCGAAUCCAAGCCGCUCUGGAUGCAGGAGUACGGGGGCAAAUAUCGGCCGCGCAAACCGAAAUACUUCAACCGUGUCCAGAUGGGGUACGAAUGGAACAAGUACAACCAAACCCACUACGAUCACGACAACCCUCCACCGAAAGUUGUCCAGGGUUACAAAUUUCACAUCUUCUAUCCGGAUCUGAUCGAUCCUACAAAAGCCCCCACGUAUAAGAUCAUCCGAGAAGGAGGCCGAAAGAAGGGCCAAACGAUGGCACCUGCGGGCGAAGAAGAUACCUGUAUCAUCCGGUUUAUGAGCGGGCCGCCUUAUGAGGAUAUUGCGUUCCGAAUUGUGGACCGAGACUGGGAUUAUAGCUCGAAACACGACCGAGGGUUCAAGAGCACGUUCGAAAAGGGGGUAUUGACGCUGCAUUUCACCUUUAAGCGGGUAGUGUAUCGGAAGUGA
Molecule: messenger RNA, 1647 nt
Organism: Fonsecaea nubica
Lineage: Eukaryota; Fungi; Ascomycota; Eurotiomycetes; Chaetothyriales; Herpotrichiellaceae
Exons: 1
Coding region: 1-1647 (548 amino acids)
Biological process (GO): mRNA cis splicing, via spliceosome
Cellular component (GO): spliceosomal complex; cytoplasm
Molecular function (GO): protein binding
Source: RefSeq, a predicted model, not a curated record